Messenger RNA from Cetraspora pellucida, 1182 nucleotides. Lineage: Eukaryota; Fungi; Glomeromycota; Glomeromycetes; Diversisporales; Gigasporaceae. The record is from the annotation of a GenBank genome assembly.
AUGCCUACUGAAGUUAGUGAUGAUACUAAAUAUGUAAAUGGAAUCUCUACUUAUAUUUUGCAUAUCACUGGUUUUUUGAUUAAUAGGCAAAAGGCAGUCAUGAAUAUUACAGACAUCAAACCCUUCUUUGAUGUCAAAGUACCUAAAGAGAUGCUAUUAUCUAUGUUUAAAACCAAAUUAGUAAAGAUAUUAUCUAAUAUUCUUAAUAGCAUAUCGAGGUUUGGGAUUGAGACUAUUAGUGCUUUCCUACUUCAAGAGUAUCAUACAGAAAAGAAACUAUAUAUUCAUGAUGAUCUAAAUUGCCAGUAUUAUUACCGCAAAGUAGCCCGUAAAGAAAAAUUACCUCUUUUGAGUUGGGCAGUAUUAAGUGAUUAUUUAUACGAACACAUUCAGGAGGAACCUUAUCUUUACCAAAUUCCAGAGCCAGGUGAGCGCUUUGAGUAUAUUGUAGUUGAAAAUAAUUCAUCACAGAAGGUGAGAGAUAAAAUGGAGUAUUUAGAGUCAUCUGAAACUUUGCUGAAAGCCUUAAAAAGGUUAAAAGGGGAUAAUGGAGCUGAUAAGAAUGGAGUGGAUGGAAACGAAGCAAAUAGAAAUGGUGUAAAUAAAGAUAGAGUGGGUGGAGAUGAAGCAAAUGAAGAUGAGAUAUCAAAAAAGAGAGAUACCUUAGCACAAAAAUCAGCUGAAAAGUGGGUUAAAGGAUAUAUCAAAAAUCUUCAUGAAGUAAAAUGCUUAGGAAAUGAUGCUUAUUGGUCUUUUUUUCUCAGCACAUUAGAUAAGCAGGAGGAAUCAAUUCACAUAAAGCUAAUGCCAUUACUUGCAGAAAUUUCCCAAGACGAUAUAGGGAGCAGAGAAAAAAUGUAUAAAUUUGUUACUAAGGCCAGUAAGCACAAAUCUAAAGCUAUGACCUUAGAAAAAUAUAUGUUAUAUAUUCAAGAAAAUGAAUAUGAAAUAUUAGCUAAUUUUUUGCACAUGGUACAAAGUGGUUGGCUUAGAAAUCACAUGCUAUUGAGCAUCAUCGAAGUUACAGGUAUAAUAGCUGAAUUGUGCAGCCAACUUUCUCAGUACAUAGGCUUCAAACCUAGUGAAAUCCAUCUUCCAAUUGCAGAGAAGAAUAUACAAGAAUUUCGUAAAAUAAUAGCAGAUCAGGAGAAAAUGACAGAUAUUGCAAUAGAUGAGUAUUGA